AUGGAGCGACUUAUCAAGAAAAGGGAUGGAAUCAAGUAUCAAGUAGAAUGUAUUUAUGACUAUGUGAAAAGUGUUACCAGUGAGGAUGGCGAAAGUGUAAAGACGACCGCUAAAGUUUUGGCAAAGAAAGAUGGUAUGGGAGUACGCAAAGGUCUCGAUGGACGCUUGCUCGCACAACAGUCUAUUUUUGGAUGGAUUAUCACUCGUUCGACUAUCGUAAAGGCAAAGUUGUCUGAUGAUGACAAAGUUUCAGAUGAAAGCAUUAUGCGCGAGUAUCUGGAGUUAGGUCACGCUGAGAAGGUGCCCAAAGAGGAAUUGAAAUCUAAUAACGCUUACUACAUGCCUCAUCACGGUGUCGUGAAAGAGUCCAGCUCUACUACUAAAUUAAGAGUUGUUUUUGACGCAUCUGCCAAGACGUCUACAGGACAUUCUUUAAACGACUGUUUGAUAGUUGGACCGAAAGUUCAGCAAGAUUUAGUGUAUAUUCUGAUGSGUUUUCGUCUACAUCCUGUCUGUUUUUCUGCAGAUAUUGCCAAGAUGUACAGGCAAGUCAUUCUACGCCCUAACGACCGUGAUUAUCAUCGCUUUCUUUGGAGGGAUGACCCGACGCAAGAGGUACAAGAGUACCGAAUGACAACUGUGACAUUUGGUGUGUCGUCAUCUGCGUAUCAUGCCCAACGAUKUUUGAUUAAGCUGGCUGAUGACGAAGCAGAGGAGUAUCCACUCGUCUCAUCAGUCGUAAAGAGAGAUGUGUACAUGGAUGAUUGCUUGUCUGGUGCAGCUGAUUUAUCUUCUGCUUUGAAAACCCAGCAUGACAUGCUAAAAGGCGGAGGAUUUAAUUUGAGGAAAUGGUCUUCAAAUAGUGUUGAGCUACUAAAGGCCUUGCCACAGGAACUUUGUGAAAUGAACAUUGACUUUGAUUUAGACAUUGCACAAUCUAAUCACAUCAUCAAGACCUUAGGAAUGUAUCUUUCUCCAAUUAAAGAUGAUUUUCUGUUCAAGGUGCAACCUAUUGAAAGUUUGUCUGAUGUUCACAGUUUCAACAACUGUUUGUUCCUCUCUGAUUCUUCACGCAUUUUUGAUCCCUUGGGUCUAUUGGCACCCGUAUUGAUAACUACCAAGAUUAUGUUUCAAAGUUUUUGGUUGACAGGAAUUUCAUAG
Exaiptasia diaphana is the source of this 1161-nucleotide messenger RNA. RefSeq lists its product as uncharacterized. The record is from RefSeq and is a predicted model, not a curated record. The coding region runs from base 1 to 1161 and encodes 386 amino acids. The transcript has 3 exons. Lineage: Eukaryota; Metazoa; Cnidaria; Anthozoa; Actiniaria; Aiptasiidae.